Erythranthe guttata (spotted monkey flower) is the source of this 519-nucleotide messenger RNA. The record is from RefSeq and is a predicted model, not a curated record. Lineage: Eukaryota; Viridiplantae; Streptophyta; Magnoliopsida; Lamiales; Phrymaceae.
AUGGCGAAACCUAUUCUUCAGACCAAACCUUCUUCUUUUCCUAGAGACAGGAUUCUAUCUAUUACAGCUGUGGCGGCAGCGAUUCUAACAUUUUUGGCAGUAUGGACCUUCGCCGACCCACGCGCCACCUUUUCAUCUUUGCUGUCGGCACGCAACGCCGCCGCCUGCGGCGGCGCCUCCACUAACACGAGCCAAAUUUCUACGGAGAAAACAUUUUACGACGACCCGGAAACUCGCUACACCAUAGAUAAGCCCAUGAUUAACUGGGAUGAGAAAAGAAAACACUGGCUGAACCAUAAUCCAACGUUCGGGCCAAAAUCGAAAAACGGCGUAAUUAUCGUCACCGGUUCUCAGCCGUCGGCAUGCAAGAACCCACUCGGAGAUCACUUGCUGCUGAGGGGGGAGCCUCAUUCGGCGUACGAGGGAGAUUCCUUCUAUGGGGGGAUGGAGAAAGCGCUCAAUUUUGCGGAUUAUCAGGUGCUUCGCAGUUAUGGGUUCUUGCACCCGGAAUAUUACUAA